AAUAAAAGAAAAUGAGAAAUGUAAAAGACGAAACGGCGCCGUUGCGAUGGUAAUAAUGUGGUCCUGGGAAAGCAUACUGCAUAGUGAUAGUAGCGGCGGGCGAAGGUUUGAUACUGGGAAGAAGAAUGGCAAUGGCAUCAUUGAAGGUAAUGUGUAGGUUUUCGUGUAGGUUACAGAGUGUUAUUGCUCAUAACCAUAACAAGUUCACCAAACCCUCUCUCUCUCCUGUUUCUCUCUCUGCGCCACGCCUUUCUCGCACUUCCCGGUUACCAGUGGAAUUGGGAUGCUUGGAAUCAAUGAUGCCGUUUCAUAGCGUUGUAGCUUCAGCUCGAUUAGUGUCAAGCUUGUCUAUUGAGUCUCUCGGUUGGGGAUUAGUUCCUCAAGGUAUUUCCAUGCCUUUAUGACAGCAUUUGUCUGCAGUUAGUUGCUGCAAGGUAGCAUUUUCAUCGGAUGGCAGGCUCAUGUUGAUGUUUUCAUCAAUUGUAAUCUUGAGACCACUGACAUAGGAUCCUUCAUCUGACAUAUUUGAGGAACAUUCAGUGCAAUUGAUGUUGCUUACAUAAUGUUUGGUUCAUUUUAUCUUCCUAUAUUUCUGGAAUAUCAUUUUUUGGUUUUUCCAGUCUGGAUGAUUUUCUUGUCAACUAAUAAUGCAUUAAAGUGCAUUAUACUGAGGAUUUAAUCCAUUUACUAGUUAACGUUUC
Glycine soja is the source of this 701-nucleotide messenger RNA. RefSeq lists its product as uncharacterized. The coding region runs from base 126 to 404 and encodes 92 amino acids. The record is from RefSeq and is a predicted model, not a curated record. Gene Ontology annotation, cellular component: mitochondrion. Lineage: Eukaryota; Viridiplantae; Streptophyta; Magnoliopsida; Fabales; Fabaceae. The transcript is spliced from 3 exons.